Porites lobata is the source of this 16545-nucleotide messenger RNA. The record is from the annotation of a GenBank genome assembly. Lineage: Eukaryota; Metazoa; Cnidaria; Anthozoa; Scleractinia; Poritidae.
AUCUAUCUAUCUAUCUAUCUAUCUAUCUAUCUAUCUAUCUAUCUAUCUAUCUAUCUAUCUAUCUAUCUAUCUAUCUAUCUAUCUAUCUAUCUAUCUAUCUAUCUAUAUAUAUAUAUCUAUAUCUAUGUAUAUUAGUAAGAGAAAAAUCGUUUAAAAAGGGUAUACAUGUAUACAGUCGACUCCAAUAACUCGAACCCUAGCUACUGACUCAAACCUCGUGCUAACUCGAAGUAAUACUAAUUUUGUUUCUCUUCAGAUCAUUUCUCUUUCAUGACUUACCGUAAUGAUUCGAUUUAGCGCCCAGGCGCUUAUUUACUUUUGGUGCCUCGAGGGAGGACGCUUAUUCGGGACAGGGCGCUUAUUUCUUUUUUGAGAAAAAACCAAAUGUUAAAAAAAGAACUUUGAUAUUUAUUUAAAAACGAACAACACUUGAAACUGUAGCAGUAACAAAUACUGACGGUGAAUGCUCAGUUAACGCGAGGGACUUACCUUGAAACUUGUUGGGCACUUUGUCGAUGGAACUUUCCUUCCUUAUAUUCACCUUUCUUAAAAAAGCUCGCAGUCAAAACAAAGUGCAAGUCGAUUGAGGUAAUGGAUCAAGGAGACUGGAAAACGGACUUAUUGUCCCUGGAUCCUUCCUCGCCAGAACGACCAGCCGAGCAAUCUCCACAAAAUUUGAAGAAGAGAUCAUUCCUUUGAAGACUUUGAAGACUCUGGUAAAUCUAAAGCAAGCGACCGGACAAAUUUAGGCACAGGUGCGGCCCCCAUUAAUUGGUAGUACAAUCCUGUCACGCUUAAGUUUACAAUUCUUUUUUUUUAGAACAGCCGUUUUAAGAAAGUUAUCCGACAUUAGAUUCCCGUGAUACCGGACCCUUCACCCGUCAAGAUGGCUUUCAAAACCGUCAUAAGGUCUAUAGUGUGGCUUAAGGCAGUACGAAAAUUGAAUUUUUAAUAUUGCCUCUGCUUUUUCGUCAGUCCAGUUCAAAUCAAAUACAGAAUAUUCUGUAAAUUCAGUGUUUUAGAGUAUUACGUAUUUUACAACUGAUUGCAUGUAUUCCGCCAUUCCGCCGAAUAGGGUCACCCAAAUAUAAUAUUGGGGAGGACAUCAUAAAAAAAUAUAGGAGACCGGUAAGACUUUUAAAUCGAUGAAAGUGCCUCACUCAUUUUGCAACUUCAUUUUAUAAUAUGCUUCAUAAUUUGUUUUCACAAUAAUAUUUAUGAUAUUUAGAUGAUAACCAAUGCACAACGCACAACUUGUCACAUUACCGAUUGGACAGCAUACCAUGCACUCAGACUCUUGCGCAGGAAAGUUACAGAAUGAAAUUAUUUUUUGCUACACUCAGUCACAUUCCUUUACACUGAAACCUUGGCUAAAAGGUCUCUUUUCAGAUCUGUAGAUUUGUAAGGUAUUUCGAAAUACCCGCACAUGUCUUUCAACACUAACAUUGAAAGAUGAAAGUUUGUUGCUGUGAUAAUUAUGACAAAGAUUGUAAACAUCAAAUAUAAUUGGAUGUUUUAAGCCCAAAUAUUCUAUCACCUCUUCAACAGCAUGGAGGGGGAAAUGGGGGCUUACGGUAUUGAGCUUUUUUUCAUGCGGUAUUUUGGUAAUUUGGAUUUUAAAGUGGGGUAUUGCGGUAAUAUCAUUUAGCCCUGCGGUAGGCGGUAUUUCUUCCUUUUGGUUAACGGUCUUCGGUAAAAGAAGAUCACGGUAUUGCGGUACUGUUCAUUGCCCUCUCCUGUUUCAUGCUAGCCUGCGUAGCAGGCGUUUGGAUGACCCUCGCGUGUCUCCCUCACGCGCGCCCGUUCUCUCUCGCGCCCACUACUUCCAAGCGCCUGCUACGCAGGCUAGUUUAAUGCACGUCAGUAUUUUUAAGACUUUAGAUUAAUGGUAAAUGAUUACCAUUACACAAUUUCUGACAGAUAAUCUGUGAUGAAAUUGGUAGGGUAUCUUUUUCGUUCGUUGUACCGAUCAGUUCGAGGUCGUCUCACGUUUCCUCGCAAAAUUAAACAGAAGCCCAUCAAUGAUGGGCUCCUGAAUUAAAUUAAAUUGAUUAAAUACCGCAAUACCGUGAGAAAAAUUGGUAAAUACCGAAAUACCGUGUCAAAAAUCGACGAAAUACCGAUACUGCAUUUAUUUUCGGUAUUGGGUACCUACCAAUGUCCCCCCCUAGAAUAGCGUUGCUCUCCAACUUCGUCACCUUUCUUCGGUAAAUGCUAGUUUCCAUAUCUCAAACCGCCCUUGGAUACCUUGUGAUGCCUACACAAAGUAAUUGCAUAUAUGUAUACAUAUAUGAGUGAGCCCUGACUAUAGUGAUUAGGGUUAAGCACUAACAAUACUGAUUAGGGUUAAGCACUGAAAAUACUGAUUAGGGUUAAGCACUUAGAAUUGUGAUUAGGGUUAACGAUUAGCUUCUUUUUAGGGUUAGGGUUUUCGCUACAGCGAAUCCUCGGUGGUGUAGUGGUUAGGGCUGGGGACUUCUGAUUUAGUACUUCGGGAUCGAUUCCUACUCGUAUUACGGAAAAUUUUUUUUCCUUUAAAAUUGAAGAGACUUGCACUUUGACGACAUUUGUUGAGCAGAAACUAAGUCUCUGGGUCAAGAAACUUAGAAAUUUCAUGUAAGUGUAAGUGAAAAGGGAGAGGGCGGUUUGAGAUAUGGAAACGAGUGCUUACCCCUUUCUUCAGGUCCGCUGACCCCUACACGCGCUGACCCGUAACGUCCGUUGGAAUGUAUGUAACGAAAUACAAGCAGCCCACCUUCAAAGUACUUGGAGACUAGCUGAGGCUGAAUUCACCAUCAUUAAUCGGAAAAACAUAAAACUGUUUCACUUCACGAUUUCUGGUGAUAGAAAGACUGUUUUUUUUUUUUUUACACUUAUAUUUCACGUAUUUGUUUGGAUCCCGCUGCAGUUCGGACAAAUGAACGCUGUCACGCGACAACAUUUCCAAGAUUCAACUCUCCUUAGCAGAUGGUAAUUUCGAGUUAUUCUCUUUUUCUGCGAAUCUUUCAUUUUCCUUUCUCUUUUAAUUCUAUAUAAUUCUAUUUAGGAUGGUUUUGAGCGCCUAGCAAGGCUUAAAGUGGCGUUUACCACGCUAUCCUUGGCCAUAUUGGCAACAGAGAAGUGUUUCGCCGAAGUGGCAACUUAACGGUAAAUACGGUAACUUUGAACGGUUUUUACAACGUCAGUAUACUUUGGCCGGAAAAUGUUUUUAAGAAAACGUGAUGUAUAUCCCUCCAAUGUCUGAUUCAUCACUGUGAUUGCUUUCAGCUGCGUUGGACUUUUGAGAAAUUAUUGUUUUAAAAUCAACUCCAACGCUCCAUCUAAUUUAAUAUGCAAUAUUUGAAAAUCUAUUUUUUAUUCCCUUCGGCAAUUUUUCGAUGUUUAUCGAACGAUAUUGCAUUAAAAGGCCUUUUUCUUCAUCACUGUGUGGUUUUCUCGCUAUUUUGCGUUGCGAUAGUGAUUUCUGAACCGUUUUUUGCGAGGGCUUAUUUUAGGCCUGAUUUUGCUGCUAUCAGACGGAAAAAGUUUGCGGCUCGAUAUUUUUGGUUUAAAGCGAAACUGAAACAAAAGAAAUUCAUUUUUGAAUAGUAUUCGGUAACCUCUACUUGGGAGACAAAAAUCGGCCGAUUUUAUUUUUUAGCCGGAAAUCAUCGGUCGUUUCUUAGGCGCAGGGCCUCUUAAGCAAGCAAGGCUGGGGGAAUUCGUCAAAGAAUUGUUUUUUGAUGUAUCCGGGGAAAAUGAAAUUGAAAUAAUGAAUAAAUUGUUCAUUUCGCUACCCUGUUUAAGAGUAAGGGAUAUUAUUUUUAGACUACGAGUAGUCCCCCAUUUUUCCUCAGGGAUAGCGAAAACGCGAAAAAUGGGGGACUACUCGUAGUCUAUUUCGUUUUGGCGUUUUCAACUAAAGUCAUAGAUCAGAUUUUUUUUGGACAAGAAGAUGGUCGUGUCCACAAAUGUUGACCUCUCAUCGCCAACGUUCGCACUCCCUUCAAAAGGCCUCCGGUCUAAAAAAGACGUCCUGUUCGCAAGAGGCUUAAUUGUAAAUACUCUUGUAGUUUUAAAAGGAAUAACACACAAACUGCCGUUACAAACAUCAGAAAUAACUAACGUAUUGAGACCCUGAAAACCUGUACCCUGUUCAGCGGCAUAACCCGUUGAGGCGAAAUAACAAAGCGCCUCUCCCCUCCCCCGGUCUUUCCUUGAGACUGUAACAUUUCAACGAAACCGUGAAAGCCAGAGCUUAAAUCAGGCUUUUAGUGAAGCUAGAACCUUCCAAGAAUAGAGAAGUCUAAACGAACAGUACUUAUUCAAGUUGAGAAACGAACUUAUAGUGUCGUACCCAAGUUUUCCUCCGCCCGGCCUGCGUUUGAGUUCUUUUCGGCGUGGACAGUUUCGAAGCAUUUAUUGGUUUCCGAGGGGUCCGUUGGUCAAGAAAACAAUUUCUGAACGUUUAAUUUGGUCCAGACCCUUAGAUAACAGGCGGAGGUGGGGGGGGGGGGCGAUUUCCAAAAAGAAUUUUUCCGCCCUUCGGGUCUCAGUUGGUCUAAAAAUAAGCGGGAGGAGGGGCGGGCCCCCGGGCCGCUCCCCUGGAUCCGCCGCUGGUUGUGAAAUGUAGGCUGUUUUCUUAGGCUGAUUCGGGUAAAACGUCUCUUAUCCAAGAAACCGCCAGGGCGGUUGCAGCAAACGGGGCUCGGAGCAAUUCGGCCCUGAUCCAUGGGGUCGGGAUCAUUUCGGGGGCUGUACAGAACCCUUAGCCUAUAACAGCGCUCGUUCAAUUGAAUUUUUGCUACCCUAAUACGAGACUAAACUCUCAAAAUCCCCCUCUAUCCCAGAGUAGCUGUUUUCCAGAAACUACUGAGGUCACAAACACAGUCCAGCCAAAACAAAACAGAUUUGAUUUUUCAUAUUUUUUGAGUAAUCUACUGAUCGCCCCUGGUAAGGAAAUCCAAGACAGUCUUGGAUUCUGGAUUCCACGCCGUGUCUCGGGAUUCCAGGCACUGGAUUCCGUAUUCUUUGUCAGUAGAAUCUAGAAUGCAGAUUCCAGGUACUGGAUUCCAGAUUUCUUGAGCUGUAUUCCGGGUUUCAGAGCCCACGAAUCUGGACGUUUUCCUGAUUCCGGAUUCAACGAGCAAAAAUUUGCCGGAUUCCGAUGUCUGGAUUCCCUUAUAUGGGGCGAUACGGCUUAGAAAUGCUGUCAUCAACCACUAUACAGAAAGUACAUGUAUUGUUGAUUAGCUACUGUUUUGUGGUGUGCUGCUAAAUUAAUGAGCAUUUUAAAAUUCUUAAUUCUGUCUUCGUUCGGAAAUUAGACGUUGCCCUGUAAAAAGGUGUACGUAUUUUGUUUUGGAGAAUUUAACUAAUGUCCACCAUUGCUGUCGGACGUUUUCACAUCACUCUGGCGGCCAUACUGGAGUACCGAAACCUUGAAAUGGCGACCCUGUUGGCGAACCGAGCUGAUCCUCGCUUCUCAUGUAAACACCCCCACUUAUUUAAAGAAAAUUUGGAUAACUUCUGGCCCACAUAAGUGAUAACGCUCUAUCCGUUGCCAUGGUGACAAUUAAACUUUACUUCCUACCAAUGCUAAUUUCUUUGGUGGAAAAGAAAUAAAAGGCUGCAGGAUUAGUUUUGCUAGAAAAAUACGACAUAUCCCCAGUGACGGUGAGGUAACACGGGAGAUUAUUUCAAAAGGGGCAUAUUCCAGGAAUACGAGAGACAUGUGAGAUUAUUCUCAAAGAUUAGUAUAGGUAAUAGCAUGAUUAGUAGUGAUAUUUGGCAUAAAUUCCACGAGUGAUGUUUCAAAAUUGUUAUACGUAAUUUCACGAGCCAUUAAGCGAGCGAAAUUUGAGACAAUUUUGAAAUAUCACGAGUGGUAUUUAUGCCAAAUAUCACGUACAAAUCAUGCUAUUAAUUGUUUAUACUACUACCCGCAAAAGGUUGUAAUUUUCACAUGCAGGUAUUUCAAAUUAAGCUGAAAUACCACUGCUCUAAGCCAAUCAAAUUGCAGAAAUUUCUCAUGUAGCAGUAUAAGUGUUUUAAAAGGUUAAGCCAAUCGUGGAACUUGCAUUUUCCCAUGUUUUUUCUUGGGCUGUUCGAAAAACUGUACUUGAUGUUUAGUUUAGUUUAGUUUCACUUUAAGAAAUAAUUCCUAUUACCAUGACUAGACCAAAUUCGUUUAAAGAUAUGUAAGCCCGUUUCAAUCUUUUAGAGCAGUAAGCGAAACAAACAAACAAGCAAAUAAACAAACCAACCAAAAAACAAAUCUCUAAACGCCUGGAACUGCAAUUUGUAGGCCAGAUUCUUAUACGUCUACAGCUACACUGGCUUGGAAGACAUGAGACGGUGGCGUAACUUGCACGGGUGACUUAUAUCUAGUACAUCCUAGUAGGAAUCUUUGAUUAAAACAGUAGCACGCGGAAAAAUGGAACGUCGUCAGGUUUAAAAUAUAAGGUGGGAACGCUGCGUCAGUUUUUAAGUGUGUACGAAGACUUAGUUUCGAAAUUUUAACGAUUAAAUAAGUGCUGUUUAAAAUUUGGGCUUUAAAGCGAUAUUGUAUACUGUGUGUAAAAUAAAUAUUUUUCUGGUACUUCUGAACGUACUACUACUACCUUGUAAUACUACUAAUAUUUCAUAUUUUUAUGAUUAUUAUCCGCAAAACGGCGAGAGAGAGACACGUAUGGAUACGAGGCAGUGGCAAUUAUAUUUUUUGUGGAGUGUUGUGGAAACGCCAUGAUAUUGAUCUUCCCCUUUACUUGGGGUGGGUGGCUGGAUAUGGGGGGCGGGGGAGAUUUGGGGGUAGAGGCCCCCAGACCUCCGAAAACAGCACCCCUGAUUACUGCAACCAUUUUGGGAAAAUACGAAUAUUCCGAUGACAAUUCUAUGACUGAAGAAUUGUUAAAAUCCACAGAGUAGCCAAAUGCCUGAAAAACUCAUGGCAGCGACCUUGACCGGAACCAUUGAAGCUCGACCGUACCUUGACUUUGCCUUUAAAUCCUUGGGAACUGUCCACUACCCACGUAAACGUAGAAACCCACGCUGUCGCGCUCCGACACAAUUUCUUCGCGUAAUGACGUAUUCAGUAUGGCUCGAUCCUGGGGGAGGGUACUGCCAUAUAUGGACUAUAUGGGUAUGUGCCGCUGUGAGUGGUAUGGUUUUCAAGCUGUUUACUCUUUGAUAGGGUUUAUAAAUCACAGAGUUUAGGUCUAGAAUAGGGUGUCAUUUUCCAGGAAACUGAUCAAUUGGUUGAAGAUUUUAGUCUAGAAUAGGGAAACCGGGAAUUGCCAUUCAAAAAUAUGAAAAAUCAAAUCUGUUUUGUUUUGGCUGGACUGUGUUUGUGACCUCAGUAGUUUCUGGAAAACAGCUACACUGGGAUAGAUGGGGAUUUUGAGAGUUUAGUCUCCUAUUAGGGUAGCAAAAUUCAAUUGAACGAGCGCUGUUAUAGGCUAAGGGUUCUGAACAGCCCCCAAAAUGAUCCCGACCCCGAAAUGAUCCCCAACCCUGAAAUGAUCCCCAAAUCGACCCCGAAAUGAUCCCCAUUCCUCUUCACGUCGACCCCGAAAUGAUCCCCAAUUAAUUCUUGGAAUGGAACUUGUAUUCCGUCACGGAGUUAUUACAAAGAGUUGCAGCGUUUACGUUCUUAAAUCGCGUUUAACAUUUCGCUACAAAUUGAAAACGUUACAGUCAAGAACAGUAUUUUUCCUCCUUCCCUUCCCAUGAGACCCCGCGCGCUCCUCAACCUAAUCCCCAAUCGUCUCUCAUCCCAAAAAACACUUAAAUAGCGACUGGGUACGAGUCUGAGUCAAGAAGACUUUAGCAGCGACUGAUCAAACAAAGUGAAAUAGAGUUUACUUGCGAUAUUUCGACUGGCCAAUACCAGUCUUCAUCAGGUUCAUUGAGAUAUCACGAAUUCACAGAAAUACAUAUGAGGAAAAAUUAUGACCGGAAAUUACAUAAUAUGACAUGGAAUUGUGGCUACUUUAAAAGAUAAGAUAACAAAAAAAUAAAAGAUAUACUAUAUAUAGUUACAGUUCAUCACGUUUAUUGAUGCCCCGAGGCUCAAUUGUCUUAGCUUUAUGGAUAAGGUGGGCUUCACGUGCUUUCCUGAAAGAAUCACGCCCAUUUUUAAGUUUUUCAAUAGGAAUCAAAAGCAUAUGAUUGUCGGGAUGAUUACUGGUUAGAAAGUGUUCUGAAACUGCAGUAUGGAUGUAAUUACCAGUAGGGUUGAGUAUAGGUCGUCUGUGUUCAUUAAAACGGUCUUUGAGGCGACGUUUAGUUUCUCCAACAUAUUGUAGAUUAAACAGGCGACAUUGAAUCAAAUAGAUAACAUUAAAAGUUUCACAAGCGAUAUGAGAUUUGAUGUGGUGGGUGUCACCUGUAGAAUGAAAAGUGUAAUCGCGGCUGCGACAAAACCUUUCUUAAGAUCCAAAUACAACGAGCUUCCAACAUUCUUCGCACUGACGCACUUACAAACAAACCCAAGACUCAGACUGAAACCUGCUAAAGGCUUCUUGACUGUAACGUUUUCAAUUUGAUCUAUUUUGACUGAUCACGAUCUUUUUGGAACCGACGUUGAGCAAGAUUGAUCGUACACGGUAUUUGCAGUUUUUUUUAUUCUUUUUUACCUUAAUUAAAGAUUUGGCCACAGUUUAUGUGAUUUUUUAGCGCUUUUGUCAUCUAAUCGCCUUUACGUAUACUUUUGCAUCUUUUAGAAAGUGUUAAAACACCAUCUUUAAAUAACAAUUAUUCACCGAAGUGGAGGUGGCUAGUAUUGGAUAUUUACCGAGGCCGCGAAGCGGCAAGGUAAAUAUCCAAGUAUAUACUAGUAGUAUAUACUAAAACAGUGAGAUAAUUGAGCACAAAAUGAUGAUUUUUAACUCAUUUACUGUUGCCAACCAUUACAAUUUUGGCGCGCGAUGACCGAACGGCCGCGGUCGUCGCUUUUUCUUAGCGACAAAUAAAACUUUUGAAGGCGUUUGUUUAGCUCUUGCGGGGAAGUUUCUUCAAUUCUGUUUGUAUUUAAAAUAAUUCUGUAAAAAAGAUUAUUACAUUGCAAGACUUAAGCUUAAUUUGCAUUUGUAAACAAAAAACUUUUUCACCGGUUUUAUCGAUAACUAAUCAAGUCAAAAAGACAAAGCUUUACCUGUUAAAACUUCCAAACCGACCUUCGUCACCCUCUUCAUGUAUUUCGGAAAUAGCUUGCUUGAUUAGUUGUGAAAUUUCUUAGUUUGUUACGGCAGCAACCGGGAAAGCAUUUUGCUCGCAACCUACGCGAGUUUGGCGUCGCUCGCUCGGAGGAACUGGAGGUAAAUCAGUGAAUAGUGCAGGAUAUUCACUGAUUGAGUAGCCAAUCAGAGCGCACGAAAAACACUAUCCACUGUUUUAGUGUAUACUAAAAUUCAAUAUCCAAGGCAUGAAGUUUUAACAUCAUUUUCAGAAUUUAACAUCUAUGCAGUUUUCUCUAUAACCCGGGCUAUAAUCACCUACCUAAUAAUUUAAAAAAAUGUCAUGUUUCUUGAUAUUAUCAGUUGCAGUUCAUGGUGUUCCUAAAAAUAUACCAGACCUUGUGUAUUUUUUUGAUAAUAAUAUUUCCCGGCGUUUAAUCCAGUUCAAAGUGUAAUCCCAGAUUAAUGUCAUGUGAGCAAGUGAAGAUUAUUAGUGAAGUUGUGCAUUUUGUACGAUCCAUAGUUCUAGGAUAUCAUUCCAUUCCUUAAAUUAAAUGGGGAUCAUUUCGGGGUCGAUUUGGGGAUCAUUUCAGGGUUGGGGAUCAUUUCGGGGUCGGGAUCAUUUCCGGGGCUGUACAGUUCCAGGGGACCCAGCGACACAUUCCCCCCCCCAAAAAAAUUCCUUAAGUAUCCCCCCACCCCCGCUCCCGGGCUCGAUCUUGGCUAUUUGUAUCGUUUCGUCCGCCCUCAGCAGAGUUCGAUGCAGUCAAUGUAGUGUGAAGUUCUUCUGUUUGACUGUAAAUUUGACUGUAAAUUCGUUCAAUGAUCGUUUAAGUUACAAUGAUAACUCUCAAGUCCAUUGGAAUUGCAAUACUACUGUUGGGCCUCGCUCAAGAUUUCUUGUCUGUUCCGGUGUUUGUUAGAGGAGAAGAUCAAACGCCUGAUAGAACUUCUCGUGAUCGACGAACCAUUUGCCUCUAUCUCUGUAGUUCUAAGAAAAAUGAGCCCUUCAGAAAGGUACGAUUCAGCAUUCAUCAUUUAGAUUGGAAAGCUAUUUUUUGGUCUACUUAUUCUGUUAUUGCGCAUCAUAAUUACUUCACCUUAAAGGCCAUUGUAUCCGCUUCUUCGAUGUGUUUGGUAGAAAGUGGGAUGAAAUUGCAGCUUUUAGUUGUGUGAUCGUGAAAAAUUCGAAAACUUAUACUCUCUUAACUCUACCAUGGCUCAAUGUCAACAAGUGCGUGCGGUUUCUCCUUCCCUUUGUCGAGCUUACUUUGACUCAGAAUCACACCGAAACCAUGCUGCCCCUAGGAAUCUAGAGGGAUAACCUGGAUAACUUUAAAAUCUUUCCUUUACACAUGAUUGUUUCCUAUGAGUGAUAUUCAUUUAGGCAAGCGUAAAAAUUGUUGUGGUUCGAGCUAGGAUCAUAAUGAAACCGACACUCAAUUGUAAGAAUACGUAGUAGAUUGAAUCGGUAUCCGGUUAUUCAAUUUUUAAAAUCUCUCGUCUAGAUAUUUUAUUCUAUUUUAAGCUACGGAAAGUAAAGAAUCACAGACAACUCGCCGAGACCAAGUUACAUUAAAAUGUAAUCGUCGAACGGACAUCAUCGCUUAAACGAACGAGUUUACUCGUCGAAAGAACACGCGAAUUAGUAAUUUGAUAUUUGACGAAAAAGAAGUCACGCUAUUUGCAAUGCACACACACUGACACAGUGUCAAGCUUUUGCGGUUAAUAUUCGUUCAUAUACGUGGACUGAGACUGUCGUGAAGGCUUUAAAGUUAUUAAUAAUUUACAUAUAACGAUAUAAAACAAUUUCUUAUAAUUGUUUUGUUCUAUUCCUUAGACGGAAUGGAAUCAAAUGUACUGAAUUGAGAACUAGUUCCUGUCUCUACCAGCUGUCUCGCAUCUUGUCAAUUUCACGGCCGUUUCUGAUUUAUUUCCUUUCAAUAGUUGUUUUAAACACAAAGGGUUUUAUCAGUAAAGUAGUAUCUAAUUAUAAACCUGCUGGCAACAUGGGAAUGCAAAUUUAUAUACUGCGUGAUGUUUUUGUCUAGCGAGUAGGUAAAAUGAAUUACAGGUACGGCCUCCCAAUUGCAUUUUCCCCGAAUGCAGCCGGCUCUCUAUUACAAGUGUUAAGCUUUUUUCAAGCUGGAGAAAUAUUAACUUCCAUCUGGAUAGACAUCAAACAUUCCACCCUGUUUUUUCCGGCAACGCCAAUGAAAACAUCUUAAAUUUACAGCUCGAGUGGCUUAAUUUUCUGAGAAAAGGAAAAAGUCAAUUUGGCCCUUGGCGAAUGCUGUGGAGUAAAUGAUUGAUCACUUGUUUUUUCGGCAGGUGGUUAACUUCUGUAUGGAUCUUUAGGUUUGUAAGUGUUGCUUAACAAGGCAUGAAGAAGUUUUGAAAACUUUAAGACUUGAUUACAGUUGAAAUAUACAUACAUGGAUUAUCAAAAUUAUCAUGGAUUUAUCAAAAUAUAGGCUUUUUACUGAGUUACAAAUAUUUCUUACUAUAUUAAUACUCGCUUACAAGUAACGAUUAAAACUGAUGAAGAACAGAAAAGAAUUACAAAAAAAUACAUCAACAAAAUGCUGGUGAAUACGUAAUUGUGCAUUGAAAGGAUAAUGUAUAAUUUAUUCAAGUAUUUUUAAAAUUUCACCAUUCAUAAGUUUGUUACCUAGUAGCGUGUUUUGGAAAGGGCGUUCAACAACGUUCACAUCGCUGAAACAGACCCAAAGCUCUUGCUUAAGUAACUAUAUACAUAUAUGUGUGUCCGGUCCUGAUAAACUAAGGUGUAUAAACUUCUGUCUGUGUUUAUAACCUCUGUCCACUCGAGUACGGUCUAGUAAACAGGGUCCAAAAAAGUGCUUCACGGAUGAAAUAAGGUUUUGUGCAGAGAGUGGUAAACUCAUAUUGACCAUUUCUACUACUUUGCAGUGUUGGCUUUCUGCAAACUUGUUCAAAUUUCUACCUGCCUGACACUAAAAUUUCGACUUCCUGUGUUCUAGAUUAUGACUUCCUACAAACACAUUUGGACUAGCUUAACUAGCUAGCAGUCACUCUUCUGUAAAAAAAAAAAAAACCUGAUUGUUUAAUAUUUUCAACGGCUUUUGUUUGUUUGUAUAUUUGUUUUAUCACUUCUCAAUUCAUCGUUAUCACCUGAGAUUUUUAAAGAGGGUAAGAGUGAGAAGGAAACCGCCGCGCGUAGAGAUAUUAUGUACGAACCCUUUACAGAAAUUCGUUAAGUGCUGACUGUAUUAUACGAUUAUGAAAAGCCUAGUAAACAUAUUAACCUGUAUUGAAACACCGUGCAUGAAAAAAAUCGAUGGGCAGAGCUAUUGUGGCGUACGAAAGAACAACGCCAGGAGCUUAUGAAGUUAGAGGCUUCUGACAACGUUAAUAACAAGGCAAGAAUUUGAAUUAAUAGGAUGCCCGAAGGCUUUAAGCGCAAAGUCCAGUUUAUUUUGGUCGUUCAGAAGAUUUCUAUUAAUGUGUACGUGAAGGAAGUCCAAAUUGUGACGUCAAAGACGACUAAAAUUAAUAUGCAGCUAGGGCCCAGUUUUUCAACGGCCGAUUAUCACCAGCCCAGGGUUAAAAUUUGAAUCCGAGUUUCUUUUUUUCUUGUUCAAACGCAUUUUCUCGCAUAACUUUUUCAAUUUUUGGUAGAGCAAUUUUCAAUUUACUUUUUGAGCUCUGAUAUAUGAACUUCAAAUUUUGCGCUAGCCCUGGGUUAUCUUAACCCAUCUUAGAACAACCCGGCCCAGAAGGGUGCAGUUCAAGGGCAUUUUUCAGAUCGUGUGUUCCCGGGCCCACGGUGGGCCAUUUAUCAUCAAAGGUGUGCCCAGGGUGGGAAAUUUGUCAUCGAAGAAUUUAAUAUAUUCUACCACAGUUCAAAAAACAACAACAAAACAAGAAUAGGUUAUAACAUGAUAGGUCUUAUAGGUUGUUGGACUACCAGUUUAAGGGGCUAUGGAGCGAGGAAGAUCCGAAACGGCGGAACAACUUUUCGUUGGUUGAUGCAGAAGUGCGGUUCGUAUGGUUACCAAGUAGAUAGGGAAUUAAGAAUGACGGGCGACAAUAACAAAAAUGUAAUUCGGGCCCUUCUGCUCCCUUUACUGGCAUCAGUAACUCCCUUCAGCAGAAUUAUGACAAUUAUCAGCUCGUGGUAACGCAAAACGAAAUAGUCAGCCUUUAUUGCCUUGAUUACCCACUAAACGACCCGCCGUCAUUUUUGUCUAGAGCUAGGAUCUUCCUAGCGAAAGCAGUUUACAUGGUGCUAGGAUUUUCCUACCUCUCAGCUAAGAUCCCAGCGCUAGUAUAGGGACAGGUGCAACCCUUUGCAUGUAAACUGAUUACAGAAAACAUAUGGCGCUAGAAUGAUCCACCUUCUAGGAUCUUCCUCCCUCCAUGUAAACAGCUUCUAAAUUGUUUCUUCUCUUAUUAUUACUUCAGGGAACUUCAUUUGAUCGGUGUUUCAGAGAAUGCUCCCUCAAGAAAAGAAAAGGUAAAGUUUAAACACAAACGGCCCAAUUAAUUUUAAUUAUUUCCGACUAAACAGAAUUUUCCUUUUUCUAGAUUCAGGUGAAAGUUUAUCUUCUGUUGAAAUAAAGGAGGAUUUGAACUUUCCAAUGACAAGAUCACGACGGGACACCAAACAUUCGCUGCCAGGUAGGAAAACGGUCGUGCUUCAUCAAAAGUUGAGUAUUGAAUGAAGACAGUUAUAAAUAUUUCAAUGCGGAUCUCUUCCGUAAGACGUCCUAGGUUGUAUUGUGUAAUUACUUGGGAUUCCUGCGGAACUCUCAAGUCGGAAAUUGCGAUAUUAGAGACCUUUAAGAAACUACGACGGUGACGACAAGGAAAACGUCAAGAAAGCAAUAGGUUUAAUGAGAAAAACAACAACUCAGCACGUGCAUCACACUUUUUUGUACAUUUCUUUGCCAUCCCUGCACGUGACCAAAUUUUAAGCUUACUUGAGAACGCGAGCGGCAAGGCAAUAAAUUCUACCUGAUCUCUGUCUGAAUUCGGGCGCAGUCCCCUCUCUUUAGCUCCAACCAAAAUUCCCUUCUUUUAAGUAACAGGGCGAAUUGUGAUAAUCGCGAAAAAGUUGAAAAGGAUGUGAAGUCUAUUUUUCAGCGACGUUUCGCCGUUGUUGGAUCGUAGAGUUUCUAUUGCAGAAUGCCGCUGCGUUUGGUACGAUGUUUAUGCUCACAUAUCUUCGCGAAACCGAAUUAGGAGAAACCUUUUUGAUCAGCUCAUAGCAAAGCCCACGAGUAAACUACGACAGCGGCUUGUGCAAAAAGACAACAACAGCAACAACAGCAAAAACAAAACGUUGAUGGCGCAUAUACUUACGUCUGUAAUUCGAAAUUGCCCAUUUCUAUGACGUCACUUUUUUCGUACAAAAAAAUAAACUUAUUAUAGUUAAUUACAAGAAUUUGUUUUCUCAACACAGGUUGCCCAAAAAUUGAUACUAAGCAUGAAGGUCUUGGAUACAUCGUGGAAAAGGACAAGAUAAGUGUGGAUUUUAAGAAAAUGAAACCGAACCUUACUGUUGAGUGGGAACCGGAACGUAGAAGUAAGUGAGAUAGGUGGCUACACUGUGAAAGUAAACUAUAGCUUCCGGGGGGGGGUUACUCCCUAAUAUGGGCUAUAUAGGUGUGUGCGGCCCCAAAGGGUAGGGUUUUUCAGCCGUUUUGGUCAUAAAUUGGGUAUCGAUUUUGGCUAUUUUGCCGCCUUUUUGGUCAUAAAUAGGGUAACGAUUUUUGCACUGUAGUCUUGAAUGCACCUUUUUAGAAGAAGCUACUUCCUUAUCGUGUCCCCCUAACCUAAUAAAAGCAGAUAAACAUUGCCUUUAACAUCGGUCUGAACUAGGGAAAUGAUUAUAAGGCAGGUCUGAAACAGGGUAUUGAUUUAAGGGUCAGGUCAUAAAUAGGGUAUCAAAUUUUUGGUUAGGUCAUAAAUAGGGUAGGGAAAAUCGCAGAUUUUGGUCAUAAAUAGGGUAAGGGUUUUGGGAAGCGGGCCGCACACCCCUACCCAAUUUUUCUGCGAGUACCCUCCCCCCCGGGCUAUAGCUUCCCUUCACACGGUCAUUCAAGAGAUUUUUUCUUUCGUAGUCUGUGGGUUUUUGAUGCUUUUUCAAGAGAGUAAAACGAGACAAAGAAAUGAAAGUUUCAGUUUUGCUUAGUGCUUCCAAAACAGCUGCUUCUAAUUACAGAAUGCACACACGUAACGCAUGAGAGUAUCGAACUAUGACUUUACAAUGACUGUCACAAAAUCAACCCAAGCUGUCCCUUUGGGAAUUUCUGUUUUACGUCAUCUCAACCAUUUCGUACUUGCUGGCGUUCAGCAGUUUUUAGGGCUAAAACGUCAUCAUCACCUAACGAUUCCUCGCGUCCCCCUGUUUACGCAAAUCGUGAUUUUUUUCUGGUGUACUAACUGCAUACUGUAACUUUAAGUACUUUCCUAUAUAUAUGUUAUAGGUCAAAUUUGAUUUCAGGUUGCAAUUUUUUAAUGUGGGUUGAUUCUGAAUUCCCCUUGUCUUCUAGGGCUAGGAGACAAAGGAAAUUCAGAUCCCUCUAGGUUUAAUCAAAAUUAACGUGAAAACUAAUUUGACCUGUAACAUAUACGCGCGAGCUACUAGGAUGCCUCCUCCGGAUUUUGCCCUGUGGGCAAAAACCCUGCGAGGACAAUUAUGUGGCGGCUCUUUCAGAUGGUUACAACUGGACUUCCUAUGGUUUGCUUUAUCAUGGCUUAAAAGUGGAUCAGCUUGCCUGCAUAAUAGUAGCAAAAGUAAGUAUCUAUACUAAAUUACUCCUCCUUAAACUCGGAACGGCGAGAAGCCAUUUGACAUCGUCUGUACCUGUUUUUCCGUCUCCUUUGGUCAUUAUUGAAAAAUUGUACAAUACUUCCAACUUAAUCAUUUUCCGACUCAAAGUUGUUUAGGUGGGGCAGAUGUGCGAAACUUGGGGUAUAGUACUUCCCAUUUGCAUGGGACAACCGGAAAUUCCGGUUGGAAAAUCAAAUGGAUCGCCCCCUUCCGUUUGAGAAGCUUCAGAAAACGUGGACUUUGACCUGAGGCGAUGCCAUUUUUCUUCUCUCAGAGUCUAUUCUGCUUAUCUGUUCUCCCACCACGUCAAAUUUCAGUUUUAUCAGCAGUGACAGAUCCAGGGGAGGGGCCCGGGGGUCGGCCCCCCCUCCCCCCUUAUUCUUAGACCAAACGGAGGCCCGAAUUAGUUUUUACACAAAAGACUUCCACUCGGGUGAUUAGUGUAAAUGCUAAGCACCAAGCUUGGUUUCCAUGAAUUCUUACUAGGGCGCUAUAUAACUGGACAGUAAUUUUAUAUUUAACAUUUACAUUGUUACCGGCUUAACUUUCGCGCUACAAAGUUACAUUUCC